Messenger RNA from Thunnus maccoyii (southern bluefin tuna), 1889 nucleotides. RefSeq names its product vascular cell adhesion protein 1-like. Bases 332 to 1435 code for a protein of 367 amino acids. Gene Ontology annotation, biological process: cell adhesion. NCBI's taxonomy places the organism in Eukaryota, Metazoa, Chordata, Actinopteri, Scombriformes, Scombridae. The record is from RefSeq and is a predicted model, not a curated record. The transcript has 5 exons. Gene Ontology annotation, molecular function: integrin binding.
UUUUACAUUAUUGUAUUGGUACUUUUUUAAAUGAAUCAUCGAAAUACUGUGUGUGUGUGAUAUUGUGUGUGAUUGGAUCAGAGGUCUGUCUGGGCAGAUUAAAUCAUAGGUUGACUCAUAAAUCUUUAAGUAUCAUGAUCUUGUGAUGACAAGUAAGCGGAGUUCCCCAAAAACUUUUUCCAUUUCUCUAAUCAUGACGACAUGAGUGGGAAGCUGCUAUUCAUAGUGGGUCUUCUUUUACUUUCAAAGUCAGUCGUUUCGUCUGUCGGACUCUGGCGCAACGUUAAUUUUUACCAGGAGCUCUGUGUACUCUGAAGACUAACGGGACAUAAUGUUUUUUCUCUGUUACGCAUUUUUCGCUGUUUCUUUGCUGAACUCUCUGCACGACUUCCAUGUGUCCAGCUGUGAUGAAAACUGUGCAGAUAAACCUGUAUUCACUCCAUCCAGACUGGUAGUGAAGUUUGGUGACCCAAGCUCUGCCACGUGCUUGGCUUGUCAGCAUACUUGCCCAAACGAGUUAUUUGGUUUGGAAAACUCUGUGGGGGUCACUACAAAAAAUGGAACCACGAUUUCAUGGGAGGUUGACAGCCUGACUGAAUGGGAUACAUCUCCCAUGUGCUAUUAUACUGAUAAUAAUGAUAACCAGUGUUGUAGCACCCUGCCUGUAACCGUCUAUCAGCCUCCAAAAAAUGUCAGUUUCAGCUUCCUAAAUCACUCUGGGCCGAUGACUGCGGGUCAUCUGUACACACUGCAGUGUCACGUCCAGGAAGUUGCUCCUGUUGGUAACCUCAAUGUGACCUUCUACAGAGGACAGACAGAACUGCACAGACUACAGUCCAACAACACAGAAAAGACACCAGUGACUGAGACCUUCACUCUGGUUAUCACCCCUAGUAAAGAAGAUGAUGGAGGACAGUACUGGUGUGAAGCCAAGCUAGACCUGGGAGCUGAAGGACCACAGACUCCUCCAGUGGUGGAGUCAGGAAAACUCACAGCAACAGUCUACUAUGAGCCUCAGCUAAAGGAGUCAUCACAUCUAGAUCUGAUCACCGUCACAGAAGGAGACCGUCUACAACUGGACUGCUCUGCUGUGGGAAACCCCAGCCCCUCUUACAACUGGACGCUCCCAUCAGCCAGUGGUUCCCCCUUCAGUGACGACAUUCUCACUAUCGAGUCUGUAACUUUGGACCACAAGGGGCAGUACAUCUGUUCUGUCCACAACAACAUCGGGACUGUCACUGUGAAGUUUAACGUGGAUGUCAAAGGGAACAACAUGUACAUUAUUUUAGUGGUACUAUUAGUCCUUUUUCUGGCAGCAAUUGUCUUCAUCAGUGUAUACGUCCAUCUGUACAAAGAAAGCCGAAAGGGACGGUACAACCUGAAGGACGUUUUCCAUCUUCGCUCUCCUCACGUUGCUGUGCCUAUUGGAGAGUAAAUUUGUGGAUAAGGCACCGCAUGUGUAUGGACAACCUGCAACUGUUGAUAUGUCAUGAGCUGCAGUUAGCUGUAAAGCACAGAUGUAUUUAUCCUAACCCAAACUACUGUAGAAAUCACCAGAAGUCUCUAUAUCUCAGGUUUAACACAUACAUGCUGUGCAUAUGUUUAAACUCAGGUUUAAGCUGAGAGAUUUCAGUGGUGCUCUGUUUAAGAAGAGAUAUCUAUUGUUUAGAUUAUUUCAAUAUGUCAAAAAAAUGUGUAUUGUUCACCAUGUAUAGUGUUAUGGGGACAAGUCCUCCGUUAACUGUGAAACUGUGAAUUUUGUCACUAUAUGCGUUACAUUUUAUUUUAUAAAGCCAGAGAAAGGAUUGUUAAUCGGACAAACUAGUGAUCUAUGUUUUUCUUGUUGUCAACAAUGCAUGUAAACACUAAAAUGAGCAAUGUGUUAGUUA